AUGAGGGCGGCCGACGCGCGGCAGGAGGCGGCGGUGCGGGAGCUGCUGCGGCGGCUGCUGGGGCCCCGGGCGGCCGCCGGCUUCGCCGUCUCGGUGAACCGCUCGCUGGCGGCCGGCGGGCUGGACACCUACCGGCUCAGCUCCCCGCGCGGGGCCGCGGAGCGGGUGCGGGUGGCCGGGUCCAGCGGGGUGGCCGCCGCCACCGGCCUCUACCGCUACCUGCGGGAGCUCUGCGGCUGCCACGUGUCCUGGUCCGGGGCGCAGCUGCGGCUGCCGGACCCGCUGCCGGCGGUGCCCGGGGUGAUCAGCGCCACCAGCCCCAACAGGUUCCGCUACUACCAGAACGUCUGCACCCAGAGUUACUCCUACGUGUGGUGGGACUGGCCUCGCUGGGAGAGAGAGAUCGACUGGAUGGCACUCAACGGCAUCAACCUGGCGCUGGCGUUUACUGGGCAGGAGGCUGUUUGGCAGCGGGUGUAUCUGUCCUUGGGCCUGAACCAGUCUGAAAUAGACGAGUACGUCACCGGGCCUGCCUUCCUCGCCUGGAACCGUAUGGGGAACCUGCACGCCUGGGCGGGGCCCUUGCCUCUGUCCUGGAACCUAAAGCAGCUGUACUUGCAGUACAGGAUCCUGGAGAGGAUGCGGUCGUUGGGAAUGAUCCCGGUGCUGCCGGCGUUCGCGGGGCACGUCCCCAGGGGUGUCUUGAGGGCUUUCCCUCGAAUAAACGUCACUCGGCUUGGGAGCUGGAGCAACUUCGACUGCACGUACUCGUGUGCCUACCUCCUGGACCCCGGAGACCCCAUGUUCCAGGUGAUUGGGACCCUGUUCCUGAAGGAGCUGAUCAGAGAGUUCGGCACGGAUCACAUCUACAAUGCAGACACCUUCAAUGAGAUGUGCCCCCUUUCCUCCGACCCUGCCUACCUCUCGGGGGUCAGCGCUGCCGUCUUCAAAUCCAUGACCGCAGCUGACCCUGACGCGCUCUGGCUCAUGCAGGGCUGGCUCUUCCAGCACCAACCUGACUUCUGGCAGCCGGCCCAGGUGCGGGCCCUGCUGCGCGGCGUGCCCACUGGCAGAAUGAUCGUGCUGGAUCUCUUUGCGGAGUCCAAGCCCGUGUACCAGCGGACAGAGUCCUUCUAUGGGCAGCCCUUCAUCUGGUGUAUGCUGCACAACUUCGGCGGCAACCACGGCCUCUUCGGCAUGAUGGAGAGCAUCAACCGGGGUCCCUUCGACGCCCGGCGGUUCCCCAGCUCCACCCUGGUGGGCACCGGCCUGGCCCCGGAGGGCAUCGAGCAGAACGACGUGGUCUAUGAGCUGAUGAGCGAGCUGGGCUGGCACCAGGAGCCGCUUGACCUCCAGCAGUGGGUUGCCAAUUACGCUGAGCGGCGCUACGGCACCAGGAAUGCAGAGGCCGCCGGCGCCUGGCAGCUGCUGCUCCGCAGUGUCUACCACUGCUCGGGGCCCUGCGUCAACCACAACCACAGCCCACUGGUGCGCCGCCCAUCCCUGCGCAUGGCCACGGAGCUGUGGUACAACAAGAGCGACGUCUACGAGGCCUGGCGCCUGCUGCUGGGCGCUGCUGCCGAGCUGGGGGCCAGCCCCACCUUCCGCUACGACCUGGUGGACGUGACCCGGCAAGCCGUGCAGCAGCUGGUGAGUGAGUACUACCUGGAGAUCAAACAAGCCUUUGAGAGCCGCUCGCUGCCGGAGCUGCUGACUGCUGGCGGGGUGUUGCUGUACGACCUGCUUCCGGAGCUGGACGGCCUCCUGGCCAGUGACCCCCACUUCCUGCUGGGCCGCUGGCUGGAGCAGGCUCGGGCCACAGCCACCAGUGACAGGGAAGCCGAACUGUACGACCUGAACGCCCGCAACCAGGUGACGCUGUGGGGGCCCAACGGCAACAUCUUGGACUACGCCAACAAGCAGCUCGGGGGGCUGGUGCUGGACUAUUACCGGGUGCGCUGGAGCCUCUUUGUCUCGGCGCUGGUGGAGAGCCUGAACACCGGCACCCCCUUCCACCAGGAGCAGUUCAACCAGGCCGUCUUCCAGCUGGAGAGGGGUUUCGUCUACAAUGGCAAGCGCUACCCCUCCCAGCCAGCCGGCAACACGCUGGAGAUCGCCAGGAAGAUCUUCCUCAAGUAUUAUCCCCACGCCAUGCGGCGCGGCCGGGCAGGGGCUGCGUGAGGGCCGGCGGCUCUGCGUCACAGGGACCUUCCAGGGAUGGGAUGGCGUCUCUGCGGCUGGCCCGGUCUCUUCCACACCGGAGAUGCUGGUGCCCCCAGCUUCUGUGUCUCCCCCUCUCCCCCCCCAAAGCCUCUGCCAGAGCCUGAACCAAGGCCAUGGACCCAAAGGGAAACCGAGCAGGUAGCCUCGUGCUGCGUGUGAGCGACGCUGCCAUGUGGGCGGGAGCAGGACCGGGCUGGACCUGCCCAUGGAGCGCAGUGAGCUGGGGAAUGAGCUCCUGAGGAAAGGACUAGAGGGACUGAUCCUGCACUGGCCCUCAGGGCGCUGGGAUGCUCUGACCUGACCCGUGUCUCCUUGCGGCUUGGAGACUGAUCCCAGCAUCUGGGGGAGGCAGCUGGAUUGCGGGGCAGAGGGUGGAUGAGGCCUGCUGGAGGGGCAGGCAGGACAGAGGCUGAGAAUGCUGAUCCCUUCGGGCAGGGGAUUCGCAGGAGGAGGCAGGGACAGACAUUGGGAUACCGUGGUGCUGGGUGCAGACCUGAAAUGGGCACAUGUGGGUAGUGCCCCCUUGUAGGUGAUGCCCUCGCUACUAUAGGCUGAAAAACAACCAGGGCAGUUUCCCCGCCACUGGCAGCUCCAGGGAUUUGGGAGCUCUGAGGAGGGAAUCGGUUCUGAACAGGUUGAGGGGCAGGACAUGCAGCGGGACCCUCCCAAGCUCUCGGUCCGGGGAGGGGAGUUUAACACACUGCUAUUCAGGGCUCUAAAGAACAAAAAUCAGGGAGGCCGGAAAGCUCCAAUCCUGCUGCUUUGGUGCCAUUGCAAAGUGUGCGCUGCGGCCGGCUCCCUGCGUAUCUCAGCCCCUGCCCAGGCUAGGAGGAGGCACUGCAUCGCCCGCAGCUCCCAUCUGUCCCUGGCUAGGGGUGCUGCCUCAACUUAUCCUGUUCCCCCUUUGCCCCCCUCGCCCCCGAAACUGCCUCCCAGCCCCCUGGCUGUUCCAAGGGCUGGCCCCACUCCUCUUCCCACAUGCCCUCGGCGUUGGUCUCAGAACAGCGGCUCACCCACAUGGGGUUAUUCCUAGUGCCAGGGCCUGUCCAGAUGGGGGCCGGCUCCCCACUCUGUGCUCCCGUGUGCCUUUGGACUAAACAGAAACAGACAUUGGGAAUAUAUUUUUACAAGGACAGUAUAUUUUUACACCAGGGACCCCCCUCUCGCCCCCCCUUCCCGCACCAGCAUGUGAGCUCUCAAGCAGAACUGGCAAGUGUCUGAGUUCCACCUUGCACCUGGUUCCGGUCGCUGCCAGCCUCUCUGGCUCUGGGGAGUGAGGGCUGCCACCGGAGUGUGGCUCUGGGAUGCAAUGGGAGUCUCUCUCUUUUAGCCAAAUGAUUUUUAUAUGCUUGUGUACGUUGGUUUGAACUGGCAGCACUUUUUGGAGACUGAUGCCCGGACUGUGCAUGCCAAUUAAAGACCUGGAGUCCAUUCAUUCUGCA
Gopherus evgoodei (Goodes thornscrub tortoise) is the source of this 3665-nucleotide messenger RNA. RefSeq names its product N-acetyl-alpha-glucosaminidase (gene NAGLU). The coding region runs from base 1 to 2181 and encodes 726 amino acids. Lineage: Eukaryota; Metazoa; Chordata; Testudines; Testudinidae. The record is from RefSeq and is a predicted model, not a curated record. The transcript is spliced from 7 exons.